AUGUCGUACGCGAUCGCCUUCAUGGAGACCCUCACCAUCAGCCACUUCCCGUAUUAUACCCACGAGAACAAGCAGCUGAUGUACUCGGUGGGGUCGCUGUUCUACGCGAUCUACUUCUUCGUCUCGUUCCCGAUCUACUACUACAUCGACGAGAGCGUGCAGAAGAAGUCGGACUGGUGGGGCGUGGCCAAGGACGCACUCGCGGCGGGGAUGCUGGUGACGAUCCUGCUCGACCUGUGGCGGGUGACGUACGGGCCGGUCGUGGGCGCGGGCGGGCCCGCGAAGGGCAUGCCGGGCAUGUCCUGA
Messenger RNA from Pedinophyceae sp. YPF-701, 306 nucleotides. NCBI's taxonomy places the organism in Eukaryota, Viridiplantae, Chlorophyta, Pedinophyceae. The record is from the annotation of a GenBank genome assembly.